UGUAGCAAUUUUGCUACGGAAAACUUGCCACUUCCCUCCCAGCAAAAAUAGCUUAGCCAACCCCUGCUCCGACGGUUGGAACUCUCGAGAGUUGAACAAGAAUGCCGCCUCUUCCAGUUCCCGCGACGGUGGCUCUGUCGUCAUCGAUUGCUUUCGCAUCCACCGCAGCUGCUUGGACGUUCGUCGCCCAUCCUGGCGGCCUGGAGGCGGGCCCAGCGGCCUACACGGCUUGGUUCAACAAGAUGUUCCCCAAGAUUGCCAAGUUCCAGUCCGUGCUGGUUCUGGCCAGCGCGGGUGGCGCCCUAGCGCAGUCCGUCGCCUCACCCGCCGCCUCGCAGCAGCAGCGCCUGCUGUGGCUGCUGUCCGGCUCGCUCAUGCUGGGCGUGCUGCCCUGGACGUUCGGCGCCAUCAUGCCGCUCAACAAGGCCAUCAUGGCGGCUGCGGAGAAGGGGGAGGCGGCCAAGGAGGAGACACUCAAGGCGUGGGGCCCGGUGCACAACGUGCGCACGGUUGCUGGCCUGGUGGCGGCCGCGGUGAUGGGGUAUGCGCUGUGGAAGCUGUGAAGCGGGGGCAGUAGCUGGAGUGGAGGGACGACAGUAGCUGGGGCGGAGGGGCAGUUGCGGAGGGGCCUGCAGAGAGGGACGCUGUUGUUGCUGUUGUUGUUCCUAAGAAUCAUAAUGAUGAUGUCGCAGGUUAAUUGUUGUCUCACUCACACUUUGUCUGACAUUUGCUCUUGUUGAUAGUCCAUCAGAUCAGUGCAGAAGGGCAGGCAUGUGCAUGUGCACAAUACACGCAUAGGCACGAAAUGCAUAAAUACAUUGCAGCUGCCGCUAGUUUUCCUCGGUUCAUUCGGUUGGUUCACUUGUUAUUCGUUGGGUGUUCCUUGUUCCCGCGGCCGGGGUAUUUUCGUGGGGGUAAGGCAGGAGGGUGCCGCGGUACCACACGAUUUGUCUCCCUCGGUUCGAGGCUGUGUGCCUUUGGAACAUCAGGUUGCCCCUUUUGCGUGGGUUUUGGAAACGCAUCGUUCUGGAGCUUUUGAUGUGGGUCGUUUGGAGACGGCAGACGCAGCCCUGGUAUUGCAUCUUUCAAAUGCAGGUGUGCGCUUGUGCACGGGCAAGCCCGUGUUGCCUGUAACACUCCAGAGAAAGAGUGGGAAGAGGUGUGAUUUAAUGAUGCCGCAUUG
Astrephomene gubernaculifera is the source of this 1183-nucleotide messenger RNA. The record is from the annotation of a GenBank genome assembly. Lineage: Eukaryota; Viridiplantae; Chlorophyta; Chlorophyceae; Chlamydomonadales; Astrephomenaceae.